Molecule: messenger RNA, 551 nt
Organism: Aspergillus novofumigatus IBT 16806
Lineage: Eukaryota; Fungi; Ascomycota; Eurotiomycetes; Eurotiales; Aspergillaceae
Product: mitotic-spindle organizing protein 1
Exons: 4
Coding region: 1-357 (118 amino acids)
Biological process (GO): microtubule nucleation by interphase microtubule organizing center; mitotic spindle assembly; gamma-tubulin complex localization
Cellular component (GO): gamma-tubulin ring complex; spindle; centrosome
Source: RefSeq, a predicted model, not a curated record
AUGGAGAUAGCUGAAGUAACCAAUCAGAUUCAUCCAUCGUCCCCCACCACACGAUCAAGCAAGUACAUACAUAAACAGUCCAACGAGUGUCAAACAUCGGCUAUUGCAUCAAUCAUCAUUGGAAAUGCCCCGCAAGCUGAGGACAAGCGCCAGGCCGCCCGCGAAGUUAUCGACAUUCUUCACGAAAUCUCAACCCUCCUGAACACGAAUCUGGACCGAACAGAGCUCUCCCUCUGCGUGUCUCUCAUCGAAAAUGGAGUCAAUCCUGAUGCCCUGGCGACUGUUAUAACUGAUCUCAGGAAGGAAGCUGCAGCAACCUCGCGGGGUCUUGCGAAUAAGCACGCCAUGCCUGAGUAAUUGCUUCUAUGUGCUUCGCUGUUUGCAAGAUAUGCAUCUUGCUAUUUCAUUCGGCUUUCAGCUAGCCGGCAUAUCAUGGUUCUUGGUGGCGUCAAGGUGGUCUGGCUUUCCUGAUUCUUCUGUCUAUUUUUUGCGAGUCUUUUACGUUUCUUCAUCUGAGUUGGGACAGGACGAUACCCUUUACGAAAUAUAGC